AUGUGGAUCUACUUUAUGGGACUGGUGGGUCUCUACUACCUUCUGCACUGGUACCGAGAAAAGAAGGUGGUGAGCCACCUUCAAGACAAGUAUGUCUUGAUUACAGGCUGUAGCUCAGGUUUUGGGAACCUACUGGCCAAGCAGUUGGACUUGCGAGGUUUGAGAGUGCUGGCUGCAUGUCGAUCGGAACAAGCAGCAGAAAAUCUGAGAAGUCAAACAUCAGAUAGGCUGGAGACAGUGAUACUGGAUGUUACCCAGACAGAAAACAUUGUUGCAGCCACCCAGUGGGUGAAGGAACGUGUUGGGGACAAAGGUCUAUGGGGUCUGGUGAAUAAUGCUGGCAUCUGCAUGCCUUUGGCACCCAAUGAGUGGCUGACCAAACAGGACUUUAUGAAAAUACUGGACGUGAACCUGUUGGGGCUGAUUGACGUGACCUUGAGCCUGCUGCCCCUAGUGAGGAAGGCAAGGGGCCGAGUGGUCAAUAUCUCCAGCAUCAGUGGCCGGCUGUCUGUAUGUGGAGGGGCCUACAGCAUUUCGAAGUAUGGUGUAGAAGCCUUCUCAGAUUCCCUCAGGAGAGAGCUGGCAUCCUUUGGGGUGAAGGUGGCUGUGAUUGAGCCUGGUAUAUUCAAGACUAAAAUGACUGACAGUGAUAGGAUUUCACAGAGCAUCCUGGAGGUGUGGGAACAGACCAGCCCAGAGGUCAAGGAGGCCUAUGGCAAGGAGUUCCUGACUUCCUAUCUCAAACUAUCAGAAAGAAAUCUUAGUAACUCUUCGUCAUCACUGUCCUUGGUCACAGACUGCAUAGAGCAUGCACUGACUGCCUGCCACCCCCGAACCCGAUAUUCAGCUGGUUGGGAUGCCAGGUUCCUCUACCUCCCUAUGAGCUACCUGCCAACUGCUCUGGUGGAUGCCUUGUUCUUCUUGGAGUCCCCAAAGCCUGUCAAAGCCUUGUGA
Messenger RNA from Elephantulus edwardii (Cape elephant shrew), 954 nucleotides. RefSeq names its product retinol dehydrogenase 16-like. The transcript has 4 exons. Lineage: Eukaryota; Metazoa; Chordata; Mammalia; Macroscelidea; Macroscelididae. Bases 1 to 954 code for a protein of 317 amino acids. The record is from RefSeq and is a predicted model, not a curated record. Gene Ontology annotation, molecular function: oxidoreductase activity.